CUCCGUGUUGUGACGGAUCACGUGACUCGCUGUGAAGUUUGCAGCGAUGGAGAUAAGCUUCGCCGGACGCCGGGCUCUGGUGACGGGAGCUGGGAAGGGGAUCGGCCGGGACACGGUGACCGCACUGAGAGCAGCCGGAGCCCAGGUGAUCGCACUGAGCCGGAGCCCCGAGGACCUGGAGAGCCUGAGCCGGGAGUGCCCCGGUGUGGAGACCAUCUGUGUGGAUCUGGCAGACUGGUCGGCCACGGAGGCUGCGCUCAGCUCAGUAGGACCCGUGGACCUGUUAGUGAAUAAUGCGGGUGUUGCCAAGUUACAGCCGUUCCUGGAGGUCACAGAGGAAGUGUUCGACCAGAGCUUUGCCGUGAAUGUAAAAUCUGCUUUGCUUGUCUCACAGAUCGUUGCCCGCCAGAUGAUUGCACGUGAGGUACCUGGUGCCAUUGUUAAUGUUUCAAGUCAAGCUUCUCAGCGUGCACUGCAAGACCAUUCUGUAUACUGUGCCACCAAAGGAGCCUUAGACACGCUGACCAAGGUGAUGGCGCUGGAACUGGGCCCUAAUAAGAUCCGUGUUAAUGCAGUGAACCCCACCGUGGUAAUGACUAAUAUGGGACGCAUUGGGUGGAGCGAUCCGGAGAAGGCUGGGCGUAUGUUGAACCGCAUUCCGCUGGGGCGCUUUGCUGAGGUCGAGGAUGUGGUUAACAGUAUUCUCUUCCUGCUCAGCGAUAAGAGCGCCAUGAUAACCGGCUCGUGUCUGCCGGUGGAUGGUGGCUUCCUUGCCUGCUGAUCUAUGGGAAUCCAGUUUCUCCACGUAGCUCUCAAUCUUGCUGCAUCAUCUCACAAUCAGCAAAUAACUUUGUGCAGUAUUUUAUAUAAUUGAGAAAAUAAUUGUCUACUUUCCUAUAUGCAAAGAUACUGUGCGUGUAUAAAAAUAGAGUAUGAUUCUUAGAAUGUAUAAUCGUUUCACUAAUUCUAUUUUUACAAAGAAAUAUCACUAAAACGGAUCUGUU
Messenger RNA from Pelobates fuscus (common spadefoot toad), 1004 nucleotides. RefSeq names its product dicarbonyl and L-xylulose reductase (gene DCXR). Gene Ontology annotation, biological process: glucose metabolic process; xylulose metabolic process. Gene Ontology annotation, molecular function: carbonyl reductase (NADPH) activity; L-xylulose reductase (NADPH) activity. Lineage: Eukaryota; Metazoa; Chordata; Amphibia; Anura; Pelobatidae. The record is from RefSeq and is a predicted model, not a curated record. The coding region runs from base 47 to 781 and encodes 244 amino acids. The transcript is spliced from 8 exons.